GAAGACUAGCAACAACCAGAAACUUCUGGACCGCACAAUUAGGCCAUCCUAAACUGACUCGGUGCUUUUCGGAUUAGGAUAGAAACUUCCUUCUGGCCUCCUCCUAACCCUAAUCUUUUCUACACCGCCUUUGAAUCCCCUUCUAUAUAAUCGUCUCCCAUUCUCUUUCGCCUCCACAUAUCAAUCCUCUCAGAAAUCACAGCAAAUUGCGAUUUUCUUUUAACUAGCAAUUUCUCUCCAUUUUUUCUCUCUCAAUCUCAAUUUUCUGUCAGAAUGCAGAUCUUCGUCAAAACCCUAACCGGUAAGACAAUUACUUUGGAGGUCGAGAGCUCCGACACCAUCGACAACGUUAAGGCCAAGAUCCAGGACAAGGAAGGUAUUCCUCCGGAUCAGCAGAGGUUGAUCUUCGCCGGGAAACAACUCGAGGACGGUCGGACUCUUGCCGACUACAAUAUCCAGAAGGAAUCAACCCUUCAUCUGGUCCUUCGUCUGCGUGGUGGUAUGCAGAUCUUUGUGAAAACCCUCACCGGCAAGACCAUCACUUUGGAGGUCGAGAGCUCCGACACCAUUGACAACGUCAAGGCCAAGAUCCAGGACAAAGAAGGUAUUCCACCGGACCAGCAAAGGCUCAUCUUUGCCGGAAAACAACUAGAGGAUGGCCGGACUCUCGCUGAUUACAACAUCCAGAAGGAAUCGACCCUCCAUCUGGUCCUUCGUCUCCGUGGUGGUAUGCAAAUCUUCGUCAAGACUCUCACCGGAAAGACCAUAACCCUAGAAGUUGAGAGCUCCGACACCAUCGACAACGUCAAAGCCAAGAUCCAGGACAAGGAAGGUAUUCCUCCGGACCAGCAGCGUCUGAUCUUCGCGGGAAAGCAAUUGGAAGAUGGUCGAACCCUUGCAGAUUACAAUAUCCAGAAGGAAUCCACUCUCCACCUUGUUCUGAGGCUUCGUGGAGGCAUGCAAAUCUUUGUCAAGACGUUGACAGGAAAGACGAUCACUCUGGAGGUCGAGAGCUCCGACACCAUUGACAACGUCAAAGCCAAGAUUCAGGACAAGGAAGGCAUCCCUCCGGACCAGCAGCGUCUGAUCUUUGCCGGCAAGCAAUUGGAGGAUGGAAGGACUCUCGCCGACUACAAUAUCCAGAAGGAAUCGACCCUGCAUUUGGUGCUUCGGCUGAGAGGUGGCAUGCAGAUCUUCGUGAAGACCCUGACUGGGAAGACGAUCACUCUGGAGGUGGAGAGCUCGGAUACCAUUGACAAUGUGAAAGCUAAGAUUCAGGACAAGGAGGGUAUUCCACCGGAUCAGCAGCGCCUCAUCUUUGCUGGGAAGCAGUUGGAGGAUGGUCGCACCCUUGCCGAUUAUAACAUUCAGAAGGAGUCGACCCUCCACCUAGUCCUUCGUCUUCGUGGUGGUGAAUUCUGAAGAAGUCUUUAUGCUGUGUCUGAAUAAACAAACUAUAUGGUGUUCCUUUUUUUUUUUUUUUUUUUUUUUUGUGUUGUUGUAUUUCAUAUCUUCCUAGUUAAUUUGAACCUUAUGAGGUCCAACCUGGAACUAGUUAAUUUGAUCCUUAUGAGGUCCAACCUGGAACUAGUUAUUUGAUGCAUUUUAUAAAAGUAAUAUUAUAGUUUUUGUUUA
Molecule: messenger RNA, 1635 nt
Organism: Ziziphus jujuba (common jujube)
Lineage: Eukaryota; Viridiplantae; Streptophyta; Magnoliopsida; Rosales; Rhamnaceae
Product: polyubiquitin 4
Exons: 1
Coding region: 274-1422 (382 amino acids)
Biological process (GO): protein ubiquitination; modification-dependent protein catabolic process
Cellular component (GO): cytoplasm; nucleus
Molecular function (GO): ubiquitin protein ligase binding; protein tag activity
Source: RefSeq, a predicted model, not a curated record